AUCCUUUCCUCUUUUCCUCGGCACCCUGUCGUCGCCAACUGCAACUGUUAUCAACACCCGCACCCGCAUUCACCGCGACACCGGCGCCCGCACCCUCGCCGUGACAGCCGAUUCCGCUUGCGCGCUUCACGCUGUAUUGCAUCUCGACGCAUUGGAUGGCCCGCCUUAGUACCCACCACAGCGCCGCAUCCCCCGUUCGCUCCGCUCCCGCCGCAACCCACCCGCUCGCAACAGGCCCAACGAGACGACCGAUGAGCGUGUCAUAGCAAUAAGCGACCUCUCCUUCUUCCGACAGGCGUGCAGGCUGGAUUGUGCAGCCGGCGCGCGGCGUUGACGAUUCUGAACGGGUCUUGGCGGAGAAGAUAAAAUGACCACGUCGACGAGCUCGGAGACACCGGCGCCUCCCGCAAUCGUCGAGAAUGGCGCCGAGAGCUUCCGCAAGUUCUUUCAGCAGCCGGUCGUGGCCUCGUUCGUUGCCGGCGGCGUAGCAGGCGCCGUUUCGCGGACCGUCGUGUCGCCGCUCGAGCGCCUGAAGAUUCUCUUUCAGGUGCAGAGCGUGGGUCGCAAUGAAUACAAGAUGUCGGUCCCAAAGGCAUUGGCCAAGAUGUGGCGGGAUGAGGGCUGGAGAGGCUUCAUGGCUGGAAACGGGACCAAUUGCAUCCGCAUCGUGCCGUACUCAGCUGUGCAGUUUGGCGCAUACAAUGUCUACAAGAGGUUUUUCGAAAGCGAACCUGGCGCGGCCCUCGACGCCUACCAGCGCCUCCUCUGCGGCGGCCUCGCCGGCAUCACCUCGGUGACGUUCACCUAUCCCCUCGACAUUGUCCGCACGCGCCUCUCCAUCCAAUCCGCCUCCUUCGAAACCCUCAAGCGCGAAGCCGGCCAAAAGCUUCCCGGCAUGUGGGGCAUCAUGACCAGCAUGUACAAGAACGAAGGCGGCUUCUUCGCGCUGUACCGCGGCAUCGUGCCCACCGUCGCGGGCGUCGCGCCGUACGUCGGCCUCAACUUCAUGGUCUACGAGAUGGCGCGCACACAAUUCACCCCCGAGGGCCAAAAAGACCCCUCGGCGGUGGGCAAGCUGGCUGCAGGCGCAGUCUCCGGUGCCGUUGCGCAGACGUGCACGUAUCCGUUCGACGUCCUGCGCCGCCGCUUCCAAGUCAACACCAUGUCCGGGAUGGGCUACCAGUACGCGGGCAUUGGCGACGCGAUCCGCAACAUUGUCAAGACGGAGGGCGUGCGCGGGCUGUACAAGGGCAUAGUGCCGAAUCUGCUCAAGGUUGCUCCAAGCAUGGCGAGUAGCUGGCUGAGCUUCGAGAUGACGCGGGAUUUUGUAAUGGGCAAGCGGAGGUCGCAGUUCUUGUAGAUACAGACAUCUCCACCUACCCCGGAAGCAUUUUAUACCGGGCGGGGAUUAUUUGGCCAUCUCUAAAGUCAUCGAUAGCGGGACUUGAUACUGAAGAUUUCUUUACAAGCAUCAUGCAUUGGGUAUCAUGGUUUGGGAGUACCCUUCCUUCUUCUUCCUUUCUUCUUUCAGAUAGCGUGGCGUUAGCCGGCCAUGGUCCACGGCUGUGGAGUGGCGGAAUACGAAAGUCUUUGCAUC
This is a messenger RNA of Paraphaeosphaeria sporulosa, 1597 nucleotides long. Its product is annotated as mitochondrial carrier protein-like protein. Bases 368 to 1360 code for a protein of 330 amino acids. The record is from RefSeq and is a predicted model, not a curated record. Gene Ontology annotation, biological process: transmembrane transport. NCBI's taxonomy places the organism in Eukaryota, Fungi, Ascomycota, Dothideomycetes, Pleosporales, Didymosphaeriaceae. The transcript has 3 exons.